Molecule: messenger RNA, 630 nt
Organism: Alternaria atra
Lineage: Eukaryota; Fungi; Ascomycota; Dothideomycetes; Pleosporales; Pleosporaceae
Exons: 1
Coding region: 1-630 (209 amino acids)
Source: RefSeq, a predicted model, not a curated record
AUGACCACGCCCGAAUUUAUGCAACAUCAAGUUCGUCGGUGGCAACUAUUAGAAAAGUACAAUUGCGAAAAUAACGCGACGAUAUGGGAAAAAUUCAAGAUUAUCAUCCAGGCUCUCUACGACAUGGAGUUCAUUCUGGAUGACGAAAAGUUUUACUUCUGUCAUCUCGACCUAUACGCGCGAAACAUGCUUGUAGAGAUCGAAGACGACUCAACGCUAAGACUGACUGGGUUACUGGACUGGGAUGCUGAAUUUGCGCACUUCUGUCCCAAAUUCGUCGCCUACCGUGCGCCAUUCUGGUUAUGGCUAUCGAGAGAUCAAAACGAAUACGAUGAGAUGAUUGCCGCGGACACGCCGGUAGAUGCAGAUCUCCAGCAUUUGAAGAUAUUAUGGGAAGAUGUGGCGAGUGAUGAGUGGAAGCGGUAUGCUUACACACCUGAGUACUUGAUUGCGAGGAGGAUAUUUACGAGACUUCGAAAUGGUAUAUGUUGCGUUGGGGACAAGAAUGAUGCUAGGUCUAUUAUCGAUGAUUGGCAAAAGCUCCAUUACGAUCAGAAGCUCACGACAGUGCACUCGGAUGAUGAUGAUUCGUACGGAUCGGGAUAUGGAGAUCGAGAUCAUAAACGAUGA